AUGGAACCUAGUAAUCACACCACGGUGACCGAGUUCAUCAUGCAGGGGCUUUUGGACCAUCCUCACCAUCAGGGGCUGUUCUUUGGGCUAUUCCUGUGCCUUUAUACAGCUGUCAUCAUGGGCAAUUCCCUGAUCAUUGUGGCUAUUCUCCUACACCCACCUCUCCACACCCCCAUGUACUUCUUCAUUGCCAAUUUGGCCACCCUCGACAUUAUGUGCAGUUCUUCAGUGAUGCCCAAGAUGAUGAAAAACCUGAUGCAGGAGAAGAAAACCAUCUCAUUUGAUGGUUGCAUGGCCCAGGUCUUUGCGUUCACUUUGUCAGGGGGGACAGAGCUUAUGCUCCUCACUAUCAUGUCAUAUGACAGGUAUGUAGCCAUCUGCCACCCCUUGCUCUAUGUCAACCUCAUGACCAAGAGAAUUUGCAUGAGGUUAGCCAUCGGGGUCUGGGCUGUGGGUGUUGUCAAUUCAGUGGUGAACACAUUGCUCAUGCUGCGCUUGGAUUUUUGCAGGCCCAACCUCAUCCAGCAUUUCUUCUGUGAGAUCCCACCAGUGUUGGCACUGUCCUGCAGCUCCAUCUACCUCAACCAAGUUAUGAUGUUCUUGGCAGACAUCUUCCUCCAGUUAUUCACUGGAUAA
This is a messenger RNA of Chelonoidis abingdonii (Abingdon island giant tortoise), 636 nucleotides long. RefSeq names its product olfactory receptor 13A1-like. The record is from RefSeq and is a predicted model, not a curated record. Gene Ontology annotation, cellular component: membrane. Gene Ontology annotation, biological process: G protein-coupled receptor signaling pathway. NCBI's taxonomy places the organism in Eukaryota, Metazoa, Chordata, Testudines, Testudinidae. Gene Ontology annotation, molecular function: G protein-coupled receptor activity; olfactory receptor activity.